AUGACCAUUUUAUUAAUUUCUUUAUGGAAAUAUUAUACAUCUAUAACAGUAUAUUUUUAGAUAUUCGAGUAAUUCUUUAUAGAAAUUUUAUACAUUUAUAACAGUAUAUUUUUAGGUAUUUGAGUGAUUUUUAAUAAAAUAUAUUAAUAGAAGUUUGUGUUCUUUAUUAUAUUAUUAAGUUUAUCUUGUAUCUCUUCCUACGAAUAGAAUCAAGUCUCUUGCAAUAUUUUAAAUAACAUUGUAUCAAUAAAGUUUCUUAAGAUAAUUAAUAGUGACCGAAAUUAUAAAUGACCAAUUUAUAAUCUUUCUAUAGAAAUUUUACACAUUCAUAACAGCAUAUUUUCGGAUCAGUCGAGUGAUUUUUUUAAUAAAAUAUAUUGCUACGAAAUUACCUAGAUGACUAAAGCAUAAUUUAUACUUUAUUUUAUAUACAGAAUAGUGUACAUAUAUAUAUAUAUAUAUAUAUAUAAAAUAAAUAAAAUAUAUAUUAUAUCUAGAUAGUUCUAGUGUCAAGUUCGUAGCGAUUUCUUCACGAAAUGUGAGAUCGCCAUAUGGGAAACAUGUCGAUGGGCGAUUGGACGCGAUUGAAAUUUUCACAAAGAGCAAACACUCGUAUUUCCCAUCGUUGUGGGACACACGCGACGAAACACGCGCGCGCAGUGGACAUAUGCGCUUCUCUCUAAAGUUGAGCAAUAACGAUCGGGGGGUGAACGAUUCCCGGGGAGCGGGAACUCGACUGACGAGAGAAUCCUGGACUCAACGAAGCGGACGCUUGACCCCAGAGCGUUGUGGCCAAGUGGAGAGAAAGGACGUAAGUAUGGUCGGCGGAUACGGAGUGGACGCGUUAUACGUCAUUAGACUCGGACAGGGUGGUUUUCAUGAAGUAUCCGUGGGUGUCAGGGAAUCGCCAGAUGGCCGUCUACUGGCAAACAGCAACGAUACCCUUGAUUCACAGCGACGCUGCAACGUCAUGAUAAAUCAAAUGUUAAUGAAGCCUAAUAAUAGCGACAUCCACGCGUCCAGAAUCGUAAAGUCGCUGUUAGAACUCACGCGUUUUUUGCCAUUUUUCAAAAGAACCAUUAAGUUGCAACCUAACGGUUCCUUAGAAAAGUUUUACCUUUGUGAUGAGUAG
Molecule: messenger RNA, 1132 nt
Organism: Heterotrigona itama
Lineage: Eukaryota; Metazoa; Arthropoda; Insecta; Hymenoptera; Apidae
Source: the annotation of a GenBank genome assembly